AGCUUCAGUGCACUACAGGCGACUGUCCAGUCCAGAACAUUGAAUUUGAAUACAGCAGAAUAUUUGAAAUAUUUACUUAAGACAUGAGGACCUACGUUGCAUCUGUAAUCAUAGUGCUAUGUUGUGUUCUUGAAACAACUACAGCCACCGGCCUAGGAGGCUUUUUCGCCGCCCGCAAAAAGGCUGGUAGGAGGGGGAACGUUGGUGUACGUUAUGCAAUGGGAGACCAUCAACAAGAGUGCACGCCUGGUUCCAAGUACAAAUAUGCAAACUCAUCCUGCAAUUAUUUAGUGUGCAAGGAAAAUAGAUACGAGCUUGCCCACUGUGAAGAUGGAAAAGGUGUGACCGAAAGUUUUAGAAGAAUAGAUACUUCCAUGCGAUAUCCCUGUUCCCGCUUUGAUGUAGAAUGUAGAAAAACAUUAGAAGAAAAGGGCGUGGUCGAAACAAACGUCCAAGUGUGUGGUCUUGAUUUAGUCUUUAUAAUUGACAUGUCAAAAUCAAUUAGCGAUGUUGACAAGAUGAAAGUAAGAUCCUUUGUAUUACAAAUUAUAAGAAGUCUUAAGCUCGGCUCUGCAUUUACACUGGUGGCAGGAUCAACGUAUGGAGCUGAAGUCCACAAUUUUCUUAAACUUUCAUCAUACAAUAGGGGAACAGAGAUGGUGAGGGCCGCUUCGAAUAUGGAAAUGAAUCCGAAAAGAGGAACAGCUACGUGGCUUGCCUUGCAGGAGGCCAGAGAAAUACUUUUAUCUAUUAAAGGUGGUCGGAGAAAGGGUAAAAAGGCUGUCGUAAUUGUCGCUAGUGAUGGGGUUUCUCAUCCACAUUCCAUGUCAAAAGAAACAAUUGAGCAAGCAGAGCUAUUGAAAAAGCCUAAGAGUUACGAUCCAGAGACAGGUGCACCUACCGUCUUUCUUCUUGACCUUCCCAACAAUAAAGAACAGCUUGGCGAAGAUGAGAGCGGUAAAAAGCUGCCAAAGGCCGAAUUGGAUAAACUCAAGGAAUUAAAAGAUAAAGAAUUUGCAGCGAUACCAUCAAAGCCAGAAUAUCGUUACAAUCCCGAAUCUUUCGAUGACCUCGAAAAAUUCAUAAUUCCUAUACUCAGAAAAUCAUGCGAAGAUUUAUGAGCAGACGUUGUUGUUUCACCUUUAUCUAUACCUUUGUAAAAAAACAAUAAAUUGCAACAUCCGAAACUAAUUCGACAUCUUUGAAAAGCACCUCCUCUCUAAAAUACAAAUCGUUUCUAAUGCUUGUAAUUGUA
Molecule: messenger RNA, 1255 nt
Organism: Owenia fusiformis
Lineage: Eukaryota; Metazoa; Annelida; Polychaeta; Sabellida; Oweniidae
Source: the annotation of a GenBank genome assembly